AUGACCCAAGAAUUUGAAAUGACAGAUAUAGGGCUAAUGUCAUAUUAUCUUGGCAUUGAAGUGAAGCAGUUAGAGGAAGGAAUUUUCUUCUCUCAAGAACGAUAUACUAGAGAAAUUCUAGAGAAGUUUAAUAUGAUGAAUUCUAAGCCUGUCGCAACUCCGAUUGAAACUGGGACCAAACUGUCCAAACAUGAAGAAGGAGAUGAUGUUGAUCCUUCAUAUUUCAAAUAUUUGGUUGGGAGUUUAAGAUAUUUGACUUGCACACGACCAAAUAUUCUUUUCAGCGUUGGAUUGGUGAGUCGAUUUAUGGAAUCUCCUACAACUACUCAUUUGAAAGUGGCAAAGAGAAUUCUUCGUUACUUCAAAGGUAUGCUUAACUAUGAGUUGUUUUAUUCUUCAUCUAAAGAAUUCAAGCUCGAAGGCUAUUGUGAUAGUGACUGGGCUGGAGAUACUAAUGAUCGAAAGAGCACUAGUGGAUAUGUUUUCUUCAUUGGCAAUAUUGCAUUUACAUGGAGUUCUAAGAAUCAACCUAUUGUGACAUUAUCCACUUGUGAGGCAGAAUACGUUGCUGCAGCUUCAUGUGUUUGUCAUGCAGUUUGGUUAAGAAAUAUGUUAAAGACAGUUGGAAUUUUGCAAGAUGAUCCAACUGUGAUUCAUGUAGACAAUAAGUCAACAAUUGCUUUAGCAAAGAAUCCUGUGUUCCAUGAUCGUAGCAAACACAUUGAUACAAGAUUUCACUUCAUCAGAGAUUGCAUUUCAAGGAAGGAGGUUCAAGUUGAAUAUGUGAAGACUGAAGAUCAAAUUGCAGAUAUUUUUACGAAGACACUCAAAGUGAGAGGAACAAUCCAUGGAUCUAAAUUUGUUGUGCUCAUUGAUUGUGGAGCAACACACAAUUAUGGAGUGAUCCUAGGCUACGGUGCUGCUGUCAAGGGAAAGGGUGUGGAAGAAGUUAAAAUCAUGCUGAAUGACUAG
Molecule: messenger RNA, 972 nt
Organism: Cucumis melo (muskmelon)
Lineage: Eukaryota; Viridiplantae; Streptophyta; Magnoliopsida; Cucurbitales; Cucurbitaceae
Exons: 2
Coding region: 1-972 (323 amino acids)
Source: RefSeq, a predicted model, not a curated record